This is a messenger RNA of Anguilla anguilla (European eel), 4873 nucleotides long. RefSeq names its product metabotropic glutamate receptor 3-like. Gene Ontology annotation, biological process: G protein-coupled glutamate receptor signaling pathway; regulation of synaptic transmission, glutamatergic. Gene Ontology annotation, molecular function: group II metabotropic glutamate receptor activity. Bases 344 to 3052 code for a protein of 902 amino acids. Gene Ontology annotation, cellular component: membrane. NCBI's taxonomy places the organism in Eukaryota, Metazoa, Chordata, Actinopteri, Anguilliformes, Anguillidae. The record is from RefSeq and is a predicted model, not a curated record. The transcript has 8 exons.
AGCAUCCUUUGGCGGAGAGCGCGGCCGUUUCACAACGCGGUAUAUUUUCCCCCUCACACUCUCUCUGCUGAACUGAAGCUCCCACAGAAGGUAGCGCUAUCCGUUCUGCUCAGAGCGCUUUCCCCGUGCGGCCACCCAAAACCCCACAAGAGACGGCAAAACUAUAACGCAUCGGCCGCACUCUGGACAAAAGACGGAGCCGGUGGAAGAAUUUUCGCUUGCGAAUAACCAGGAAGGUAAAAGGUAGCUGCGUUCUGGCAGGAAUGCAACAUGACCUGCCGGGGUUGGGAAUUUCAACUCUUCGGCCAGGAAGCCAGCUGAAGCGCACGCCGCGCCCUCCUCCAUGUUCGGCCCGACACUUCCAUGGACGGCAAACGGGGGCCGCCCCGCUAAUUCUGACGCCUCCGGCAGCUCGUCUCUAAGGGGGGUGGUCCUGCUGUCGCCGGGCGACCCCGGCUUCGCCCGCAAGGACAUCAAGAUCGACGGGGACCUGGUGCUGGGCGGGCUCUUCCCCGUGCACGAGAAGGGCCAGGGCAUGGACGAGUGCGGGCGCGUGAACGAGGACCGCGGGAUCCAGCGCCUGGAGGCCAUGCUGUUCGCCGUCGACCGCAUCAACGCCGACCCCGCCCUGCUCCCCGGCGUGUCCCUGGGAGCCCACAUCCUGGACACCUGCUCCCGGGACACCUACGCGCUGGAGCAGUCCCUGGAGUUCGUGCGCGCCUCGCUCACCAAGGUGGACGACACCGAGUACAUCUGCCCCGACGGCUCGUACGCCCUGCAGGACGGCAGCCCGCUGGCCAUCGCCGGCGUGAUCGGCGGCUCCUACAGCAGCGUCUCCAUACAGGUGGCCAACCUCCUGCGGCUCUUCCAGAUCCCCCAGAUCAGCUACGCCUCCACCAGCGCCAAGCUGAGCGACAAGUCCCGCUACGACUACUUCGCCCGGACGGUGCCGCCCGACUUCUACCAGGCCAAGGCCAUGGCCGAGAUCCUGCGCUUCUUCAACUGGACGUACGUGUCCACGGUGGCGUCGGAGGGCGACUACGGCGAGACGGGCAUCGAGGCCUUCGAGCAGGAGGCCCGGCUGCGCAACAUCUGCAUCGCCACGGCCGAGAAGGUGGGCCGCUCCAACGCCAAGAAGUCGUACGACGCCGUGGUGCGGCAGCUCCUGCAGAAGCCCAACGCCCGGGUGGCGGUGCUGUUCAUGCGCAGCGACGACGCCCGCGAGCUGCUGGCCGCCGCCUCCCGCCUCAACGCCUCCCUCACCUGGAUCGCCAGCGACGGCUGGGGCGCCCAGGAGAGCAUCGUCAAGGGCAACGAGAGGGCGGCGGACGGGGCCAUCACCCUGGAGCUGGCCGCCCACCCCGUGGCGGAGUUCAACCGCUACUUCCAGAGCCUCCGCCCCCUCAGGAACAGGCGCAACCCCUGGUUCAGGGACUUCUGGGAGCAGAAGUUUCAGUGCUCCCUGGCGCCGGGCGGGGACGGGGCGAGGGACAGGGAGAGGGACAGGGAGAGGGAGCCGUGUGGGGCGGACCUGGCCAUCGACGACUCCAACUUCGAGCCGGAGUCCAAGAUCAUGUUCGUGGUGAACGCGGUGUACGCCAUGGCCCACGCCCUGCACGAGAUGCAGCGGACGCUGUGCGCCAACACCACGCGGCUCUGCGACGCCAUGAAAUCCCUGGACGGGAGGAAACUGUACAGGGACUACCUGCUCAACCUCAACUUCAAGGCUCCUUUCUCUCCUCCCGGGGUGGACAGCGUGGUGAAAUUCGACGCCUACGGCGACGGGUUGGGGCGCUACAACAUCUUCAACUACCAGCAGGGGGCGGGGAAGUACUCCUACGUGCAGGUGGGGGAGUGGGCGGAGUCGCUGAGCCUGAGCGGCGAGCUGAUUCGCUGGCCGCGGGAGGCGUCGGCCCCGCCCACCUCGCAGUGCAGCGACCCGUGCGCGCGCAACGAGAUGAAGAAGAUGCAGGCGGGCGAGUACUGCUGCUGGAUCUGCACGCCCUGCGAGGACCACGAGUACCUGGCCGACGAGUUCACCUGCGCCCCCUGCGGGGCGGGCCAGUGGCCCCGCCCGGACCUGACGGGCUGCUACGACCUGCCCGAGGACUACAUCAAGUGGGCGGACGCCUGGGCGGCGGGGCCCGUCGCCGUGGCCUGCGCCGGCUUCCUCAGCACCGCCCUGGUGGCCGCCGUGUUCGCCCGCCACAACGACACGCCGCUGGUCAAGGCGUCGGGCCGCGAGCUCUGCUACAUCCUGCUGCUGGGCGUCUUCAUGUGCCACGGCAUGACCUUCUUCUUCAUCGCCAAGCCGUCGCCCGCCACCUGCGCCAUGCGGCGGCUGGGGCUGGGCACGUCCUUCGCCGUGUGCUACGCGGCGCUGCUCACCAAGACCAACCGCAUCGCCCGCAUCUUCGGCGGCGGCGCCAGGGAGGGCGCCCAGCGGCCGCGCUUCAUCAGCCCCAGCUCGCAGGUCUUCAUCUGCCUGAGCCUGAUCUCCGUGCAGCUGGCGCUGGUGUCCGUCUGGCUGCUGCUGGAGGUGCCCGGCACGCGCCGCUUCACGCUGCCCGAGCGCCGGCAGACGGUGGUGCUCAAGUGCAGCGUGCGCGACUCCAGCAUGCUGCUCUCGCUCUCCUACGACGUGGUGCUGGUGGCGCUCUGCACCGUCUACGCCUUCAAGACGCGCAAGUGCCCCGAGAACUUCAACGAGGCCAAGUUCAUCGGCUUCACCAUGUACACCACCUGCAUCAUCUGGCUGGCCUUUCUGCCCAUCUUCUACGUCACCUCCAGCGACUACCGGGUGCAGACCACCACCAUGUGCAUUUCGGUCAGCCUGAGCGGCUUCGUGGUCCUGGGGUGCAUGUUCGCCCCCAAGGUGCACAUCAUCAUGUUCCAGCCGCAGAAGAACGUCACCAGCCACCGGCACAACCCCGCCCGGUUCAGCGUCAGCGGCCCCGCCACCACCUACUCUACUGCUUCCGCGGCUGCCCAGUACGUUCCCGCCAUCUGCAAUGGGAGGGAGAUCGUCGACUCCACCACGUCCUCCCUGUGACCUCCGCUUGACCCCUGACCCCAGCCCUUAGACUGUUAGCGAAUUUGCACAUAUUGUGCACCUCCUGUGAACUAGUACCAUUUAUGUAGAAAGUGUGUAUUAAAUUAUUUUUAAAGGCUGUACAUAGUAACUGACAUUGUUGUAGAGAGAGAGAGAGAAAAAAAGAAACAUUUCUAGGGGUGUUUUUCAGGACUUUUUUUGAUAGUUUUAUUAUGCGUUGUAAAUAACCAUGAACUCCAUUGUAAAAAUUCAUUUUUUUGAAUGGAUGUAGCAGGCAACCAACUCUCUGCUGCACUGGAAAUACUGAACAAAAGAUUUUGGUCUUUUUUUUUGUAGGCUUCAUUGUUACAAUUAAGUAUAUGCAUUUAUAUGUUGUAUAUAAUAUGUACAUUACUUUUAACUGAGGGUUAAACAGCACAAGUUGAUGAUAUUAAAAAAAUUGACAAGGCAUAAGAGAAACCUGACUGAAAUGCCCCAUUAACCAGUCAUGAUCGUGGAUAAUUACAAUAUUACCACAAGACCACAGAACAACAGCAAGCAGUCACAUGGUAACCUGGGUCAUGUCUUAGGCUAGGGCUGUUAAAAUCCAGUCUCGAAGGGCCACGGUGUCUGCAGGUAUUCGUGUUUACUUUCAAUCAGUAGCCAAUUAAGGCUUUGAGAAUAGGGUGAGUGUGGACUCUUUAGCCAAUUAAAUUAAUGACUUGUGUGUGGAGACACCAGCAGACACUGCGGCUCUCCAGGACUGGAGUUUGACACCCCUGCCAAAAAAAAAUGAAAACAGAGGUUGGCCUGCCAAAUUUAAAUGUGACCUUUAGUAAAAAUUUGAAUAUUUAAAAAAAAAAACUAAAAAAAAAUGGCUUUUUGUGCCUUAACUUGUGUCUCGUAGUUUUAUACUGAAGCUGUGUUACAUCGUCAGUCUGUACGCAUAUAGAAUGAAGAGACUGUACUUCUCCUUUGUAUGGGCUGGUUUGCAUUUGCGCUCGAUUUUUACGCUAUCGCUUAUUUUUUAGAGAAGCAGGUGCAUCGGUUAGAUUCAAAUUAUGCCGACUGCUGCUCAAACAACGGGCGAAAGAGUUGUGAGGAAAAAACGCGAAUGUCUGUGUUAUUAAUGUCAGGUAUUUAUAAAUGAAAACCUGUUGAAACUAGUCUUUAGAAGUGUCAGUUCUCAAACAAGGCCGUUGAGACAAAACAAAACCUGAGGCAAGAAGAAAACACGCAAAAGAAGAGUUCCCAAAGCCAUUCACAUUUAUUAAAUUAUCAUGACAACAAAUAACAGUUAUAAAUAGUCUUGACAUUACUUUGUACAACUCAGCUUUAAAGUACUACACGAUACAAAAAAAUACAAAAAAAAGUGAACGUUGGUACUUGCGUAUCGGGAAACAUCGCCCUUGAGCUGUCUGUGAAUUGUCUUCCAAUGAAUCAAGCGUUGUCAAGCAGGGGCAAAGAAAGGGUCUUUUAAAACUCAACUGGAACACCUUCCCUUAACAUUUUCCUGCAUAUUUUUCACGGCAAGGAACCCAGCCAACGCACCGCGCUCUCCCAAUGUUACCGGAACGUUUCGUCAAUGUUAUAACAUUGCCACUACAUGACUGCAACAUUGUGAGACCGUUUUGUGUUAGCUGGGUUUUGUGUGACCUAAUGACGACUAAAUUGAAAAAAACCUUAAAACACUCAUGUCAGUACUGAAAAAUUGUCCCUCGCUGCGUAGCAUUACUAGGGGGGUAAACUCAAGCCUGACAUCCUUGUCCUGAUAUGCUUUAUGAACAUUUCCAAAUGUUUUCAUUAGUCUGUAAAUGACGAGAAAUGCCUGUAUUUGUAAUG